CUUGCAUCUGUCUCGAUUGCAAUAAAAUUGUUAUUUUCGCAAUCAUUUCAAACAAAAUUGUACGAAAAAUACCGGAAAACGUGUGAGAAAUCAAUAAAACAUUUUUACAUUAAUUAAACAGGCAGCGAGUCCUUCAAUUGCAUUUGUUGCCUAGAUAAUUAUUAGAUAAAAAGAACAUAAACAAAAUCAUGACGGUGGUAGCAAGUGGUGGGGAUGUUGUGGGAGGUAACAUGGGUUUGAUAGCCAUGUUAGCAGAUAAGGUGGGCGUAGGAGAGGCCGCUAUACGUUUAUUAUUUACAUUAUUUGCCGGAUACCCCAUAGCAUUUAUUUAUCGCUUCUUAAUACAGCCCCAAUCUUCUAAGCCGGUACAUCAUAUUUUCUUUGCCUUGUGUGGUUUUGGUUUGUGCUUCUUUAACUAUGGCUUCGAUACUUAUCACUCGUUAAUAUCAAUUUGGAUAACAUAUCUGUUGGUGCGUUUGCUACACAACAAUACCCAAUACUUGGUGGCUGUUAAUUUCGUGUUUCACAUGGUCUAUCUCUUAACCGGCUAUUACUUUACCGAAAGCAAUGAUUAUGACAUUUUGUGGACUACCCCACAAUGUGUUUUAACCUUACGCAUGAUUGGCUUUGCUUUUGAUGUGGCUGAUGGUCGUAAGCCCAGGGACAAGUUAUCUAAAGAUCAACAGGAUUGUGCUUUAGAACAAAUACCUUCCUUGUUGGAAUUGUCCGCCUAUGCCUAUUUCCCCAGUUCGUUUUUAAUUGGUCCCCAGUUCCCCUUUAAACGCUAUCAACGUUUCAUCAAUGGUGAAUAUGCUCAAUAUAAGGGUUUCGUUAAGGCUGGCUUAACUCGGCUGCUGGUGGGUUUAAUUUAUUUGGGUAUGCGCCAAGUUGGUGCCAUGAUAUUCCCCGAUAAUUAUUUCUUAACCGAUGCUUAUCGCAAUCAAACUUUCAUAUGGAGAUUGAUCUAUUUGGGCAUAUGGGCAAAAUUCUCUUUGUACAAAUAUAUUUCGUGCUGGCUGCUGACCGAGGGUGGUCUUAUGUCUUUGGGUUUUACUUACAAUGGCAAAGCCGAAGAUGGCAGUGAUGAAUGGAAUGGUUGUUCGAAUGUCAAAUUAUAUCUGCUAGAAACAGGCAAUACCAUGGAACAUUAUGUGAAAUCCUUUAAUGUCAAUACAAAUCAAUGGGUGGCGUCUUAUGUGUACAAACGUUUAAAAUUCUUAAAUAAUCGUACUAUUAGUUAUGCAGCAGCAUUGUCUUUCUUAGCCGUAUGGCAUGGUUUCCAUACUGGUUAUUACAUGUCCUUCUUCAUUGAAUAUAUGAUAGUAACCACCGAAAAACAGAUCGAAGGUGUUUACAACAAAUCGAUGGUAACCAAUUAUGCUUCCCUUGUCAAUACGCUGCCUUUUAAAAUCUUGAAAUUCGUAGCCUUGAAAUCGUACAAUCUAAUUUAUAUGGGCUGGUGUUUGGCACCUUUCAUAUUCCUUAGCUACGAACGCUGGAUUGAGGUCUUUAAGGCGGUCAAUUAUUUCGGUUUUGUCUAUUGUGCCAUAUGGUUUGUUAUCUAUAAAGUAAUGAAAGCCAUGAGUUCGAAAUCACGAUCGAAAGAGGAACGUGUGGCCAGCAAGGCAACCGACUUAUCGCCCACAAUGAAUGAACAACGUACGACAGAUAGCAAGGCUACUGAUCUGUCCCCAACUGUAGUAGAUAACAAAAAAGACAAUUAAUCAAUUAUAAGUAAAGAAAAAGACAAUUUUUGAAUUAAGCAGACAAACAAGAAAUUAAGACCUUGUUAAAUGUUAUUCCCCCCCAAACACAGGCUUAAGACAUUUUGAAAAGCAACCAUAAAACAAAAGGUAACAGGUUCAGUAAAGGCCUCUUAAAGCAGGGAUAAGUAAAUAUUAAUACUUACUACUUGUACAGCUGUAGUGUAGUAUCACAGUAUUUAUAUAUGUAAGAGAGCCUUUGCUAAACUUCAGUUUGUUACAUGUAACUUUAGUUUAUAAACUUUUAAAUAUUCUUUUUUUGCUUUAACUUAAACUAUAUUUUGGUUUAAUUAAUUUUAUUUUAUUAUAUUAAUUUUAAUUUGUUAAUUUUGUUAAAUAGUUAUUCUUUUCCUUCCUUUUUACUGUAAUGUAUUAGUUUUUUUUUUGCUUUUAAGUAUUCUUUUAUUUCCUCUUUUUUAUAUAUAAAUGAUAAUGACUUUCUCCUGGGAAAAAAGUAUGAAUGCAUGAUAAAUACACAACACUACUUUAUCUAGUCAAACGAAAAUAUUUAAAUAUCUUAAUAUUUAAUAAAAACCAACAACAAAAAACAACAACAACAUAUGUAAUUAACUUAAAUAAUAAACAAACUUAAUUAAACUCAUUCUCUUUUAAAAAUUAUUAUAAUACAAAAAUAAAUUAAAAUACUUUAACAAUAUACAUAAAUAAUUAAUUAAUAAUGAAAACAAAAAAACCUAUUAAAAGGUUGAACAGUUUAUAAUACAUAUUUAUAAUAGUGGUAGAUAUUCUGAAUUUAUGUAUAAUUAAAAAUAAUUUCGAACAAUAUUAAUGACAAAUUUAAAAUUUCAAUAUAAUUAAUCAUUAUAGUUGUAUUUAGAACGGCAAUUAUAAAGUGUUUAAAGGGAUCAUUAUUAAUCCCAAAAUAAUUUGAUUUAAUAAUUUUAAUGAGCUGUCAAAAUCGAUUACUCUGAACUUGCAAAUGAGUUUCAAUUAAUUUAAUUGAUUUAUCAAAAAGUUAUCAAUCAUAAAUGAAAAGUUUUUUAAUCAAUUUCAAGUUAAAUUUUAUUGUUAUCAUUUUAAAUAACACAUACGCUACAUCAUCUCCAAUUGUAUUUCAGAAAUGUCUUAUUAUACCCUACACCAAAGAAUAACAAGAAGGGAACUCUAAUUUUUUCUACAACAACAACUUUUCUCACAUACAAGUACUAUAUGAAUUCAACACACUUGUGAGAGGAAAAAACUUCAAACUUUGUUCUUAAAAAUUCUUAUAAAAUUUGUCAUUCUGUUUGUAAUUUCCACAAUAUAAUUUUCCGAUCCUAUAAAGUAUAUAUAUUCUGGAUUCUUAUAGAUAGCGGAGUCGAUUAAGCCAUGUCCGUCUGACUGUCUGUCCGCCUGUCUGUUGAAAUCAACUUUCCGAAGCCCCCAAAUAUAAAACAAAAAAAAUGUUUUAAAAUUUUUUUAAAAAAAAUGAAAAAAACAAUUCGAAAAUUUUUUUUUCCAAAAAAUUAAGUAUAAUUUGGUGAAGGGUAUAUAAGAUUCGCCACAGCCGAAUAUAGCUCUCUUACUUGUUUUUUUUUUUUGAAUUAGCUUUAUUGACAGCGUUUCAAUUCUUGUUAUUCUUUACCCUAUACUAUUAAUUGUAAGGGUAUAUAGUAAGUUUGCCAUUCCGUUUGUAAUUUUUUACACUUUUCAUUUCCUACCCCAUAAAUUAUAUAUAUUCUGGAUCGUUAUAGAUAGCGGAGUCGAUAUAGCCAUGUUGAAAUCAACUUUACUCAGCACCCAAAUAACUUACGUAUAUGAUUGAUACAUCAAUAUAUCCGCUAUAUUCUUGAUGCGGUUAUUAUUCGGGAAAAUCGGUCAACAAAUGUUGAGAUAUAAGAAAAAAAUCACGACUGUCUAUAUUUUAUAUCUAUCAGGCCUGUCACCUGUCACGAAAUCCGAUCGAUUUCGUGUUAGGUUCUUCAGAUUCCGUGUAAUUUAUUAAUUCCAAAAAUAUUUAAUAAUUCUGUAUUUCUGAUUUUAAUUUUACAGUUUUUUAUAUUAAAACAAAAAUGAAAUUUUUGGUGCACAAAUUGAUUAAACGUUUUUGAAAACCAAAUAAUUACAAUCAAAUAUCAAUUCCACUUUGAAAACUGAAAGUGGUUUCAUUCCGAAAGAAAAUUUCGUUUUACUUUUUCUGAAGAAGCAAGGUACGGAAUUAAUUCCGUGACAGGCCUGUAUAAAACAAGUAAGAGUGCUUCAUUCGUAUGUGCUCCUACAUACAUGAAGUAUGGUUAAUUGCACCAUUUCGACUGAUAUGCUCUGAUCAAUUAAGCAAUCUGACAAUUCGUAGUUACUCUUCAAUCAGGAACAGUUUUUACGUCUCAAACUCAUCCCAAUAUUGAUCACUAUUGUCAGGACUCUCUCUAACACGGCCAAACUUUCAUUCUCAGUAUAAGCUGUAAACCCUUCUUGCUUCCAGUAUAAGCUGUAAUAUUAGCAGGUUGAUAAAUGACAACAUUCUAAAUAAAUAUUUAGAAAAAUUUAAUAACUGAAGCUUGAACAUAGCAGUCGCCGAGUUGUUGUUCACUGUCGAAUUCUCCUCUACAAAAUUAAAAACUAUAAUUGAGUCAAGAUUGCUGAUACCAUAAUAUCGCAUCUUAAAAGACGGUACUCGGGGAAUCGAUUACCCGACAAUGGGUUUAAACUAUCAGUGCUUAGCUCUCACUGAGUUGACAUUCGAAACGAAGAUCUAUUUAUCGUGUGUAAAAAUAAACUGCCAUAAGCGAACGGUUUAGACCUAGUAAAUGUCUAAGGAAAGGUCCCAUAGCGUUUGCAAUUUUUAAGGUUUUCGAAAAUGUCAGCCGAUCCAAUGUCUGUAGGAACAUCGUUUGGGUAGAAAAUCAAAGGUUAGUGAGGUUAGUUUGAAUAUGAUAAAUAUUUAAUGGACCUUUAGCAAUCGUACAUUAUUAUAACAAAAUAAUUAACCCUAAUUUAUUACGCGAUAAUAAAAUAAUUCUUAUAUAUAGCUUCAGAGAAAAUAAUAUUUUUUAAUACUUUUUAAUAAAUUUGAUUCCGCAGAAUUUUAUAUUUAAAUAAAAAAACUCUGUCCCAGUAUUAAGUAUUGAGAUUUUGCAGAUUUUUUACACAAUUUCCAGCAAAGAAUAUUUGAAAUAAAUUGUUGAUUUUCAGAUAAAAAUCUAUAGAUCAGGGAGUUACUGCGUAACUCAAUUCGAAUACGAAAAUUUUCGAAAAUGUGUGCUAAAUACAUUGUAAUUCGAAAAGAUUUCCUUUCGAAUCGAAUUGGGGAGUAACCCCCCAGAUUAGUACUGGAACAGAGCAAUUGUGCGACUGCCUGCCAAAAUACCUUUUGAAUUCCAAACAUAGUACAAUUUGUAUGUUUAUUUUUUGAAAUUCAGAAUAUUAUUCCACUAUUUAUUAAACUUAGUUAUAGCUGCUUAAUAUCUCUUCGAAUAAAAUAUUGUGAUCUUGCCUAAGUUAGAGGAACAUGUCUGACUUCAGUGAAAUUAAGUGAUAUUUUCAAAUUGAGAAAAAACAAAUUAUGAAUAAACUAAAAUUAAAAAAAUGAAAAACAGAAAGAAAGAAAAGUAUUCACUUAUACAGGAAAUAGGAAUUUGUGAAGAAGGCAUUAACUUACAAUAAGUUUUAAAUGGAUACAAAAUUUAAGAAGAAUAAAAAUUAAAACCAAAAAAAAAAACAAACAAUUAAGAAAAAUUAUUUGAAAAUAUUAAGUAACCAAAAAUAAAGCACUGCACAUUGUGUUUGAAAUUAUAUUUUUGUAAUAAUAUGGCAAAAGAACGAAUAAAACAAAAAUAUGAAAACAAAAA
Messenger RNA from Calliphora vicina (urban bluebottle blowfly), 5548 nucleotides. RefSeq names its product nessy (gene nes). The transcript has 5 exons. NCBI's taxonomy places the organism in Eukaryota, Metazoa, Arthropoda, Insecta, Diptera, Calliphoridae. Gene Ontology annotation, biological process: lipid modification; phosphatidylcholine biosynthetic process. Gene Ontology annotation, molecular function: 1-acylglycerophosphocholine O-acyltransferase activity; lysophospholipid acyltransferase activity. The coding region runs from base 189 to 1724 and encodes 511 amino acids. The record is from RefSeq and is a predicted model, not a curated record. Gene Ontology annotation, cellular component: membrane.